AUGAGCUCCCAGAAGAAUCCACAAGGGGGCAAGGCCUUCGGGGCGCUGAAGGCCCAGCAGGAGGAGGUUCUGGACUCUCUCAAUAAGGAAUUCCUGGAUGACCCCAAAUACAGUACAGACGAAGACCUGCCGGAGAAGCUGGAAGCCUUCAAGAAGAAAUACAUGGAGUUCGACCUCAACGGGGAGGGGGACAUCGACAUCAUGGCUCUGAAGCGGAUGCUGGAGAAGCUGGGGGCGGCCAAGACCCACCUGGAGCUGAAGAAAAUGAUCACGGAGGUGACGGGCGGCCAGGGAGAGACCAUCAGCUACCGGGACUUCGUCCGCAUGAUGCUGGGCAAGCGCUCGGCCAUAUUCAAACUGAUCCUGAUGUAUGAAGACAAAGCCAAGGAGAAGGACGAGAAGCCGGCCGGCCCCCCCGCCAAGAGGGCCAUCACUGACCUCCCCUAG
This is a messenger RNA of Emys orbicularis (European pond turtle), 447 nucleotides long. It is a transcript of the gene AIF1, whose product is annotated as allograft inflammatory factor 1. Lineage: Eukaryota; Metazoa; Chordata; Testudines; Emydidae. Gene Ontology annotation, cellular component: ruffle membrane; actin filament. Gene Ontology annotation, molecular function: actin filament binding; calcium ion binding. The transcript has 6 exons. The record is from RefSeq and is a predicted model, not a curated record. Gene Ontology annotation, biological process: ruffle assembly; actin filament bundle assembly. Bases 1 to 447 code for a protein of 148 amino acids.